AUGGCGCACUCCAAGCGCAACACCUCCCUCCCACACUUCACCGCCUACGAACGCUCCCUCCUUCGCACCACCUGGGGAACCCAGCGCACCCGUCUUUCCCGAGAAUCAUUCCUCCCCUUCUCAUCAUGUCGACUAUGUCUUCUCCCCGCCCGGAGCCCCGUCGUCGCCUGCGCCACGAACGGAGAUUUAUUCUGUCGUGAAUGCGCCGUGAACGAUCUCCUCGCCCAACGCAAAGAGAUCAAACGGUUGGAAAAGGAGCGGGAGCUCGCGGAGCGGGAUAGAGAGGAAGGAGAGGGCCGGUUGGCGGAAGAAGCACGCGAGCGGGAAUUAAGAGAAUUCGAAUUGGUUAGCAUGGGUCUGGAGGAGAGGAAGCGGAGACUGGAUAUUGAUAGAGACAGGGGUGGGGAGGAUGGGAACCCCAAUGGAGAGGCGGCGAGAAAGAGGAGGAAGGGAUUUGAGUUGGAUGAAAAGACUAUGCGGAAUAUUGCGCAGGAGGAGAGGGAGAAGAUUCGGAAGGAAAUUGAGAGGGAGCGGAGUGAAUCGUCGAAAUCUCAGCUUCCCUCUUUCUGGGUUCCUUCGCUCACCCCGUCCACCUCAAACGAUCUAUCCAGCAAGCUGGUCAAGCUGGCACCAUUAUGCACCGCCUCCACUCCUGAAAACAAACACAAUUACUCAUUAAAGAACCUUUGUUACUGUCAACUUCACUGA
Messenger RNA from Histoplasma mississippiense, 708 nucleotides. RefSeq lists its product with no specific name. The record is from RefSeq and is a predicted model, not a curated record. Bases 1 to 708 code for a protein of 235 amino acids. Gene Ontology annotation, molecular function: ubiquitin protein ligase activity. Lineage: Eukaryota; Fungi; Ascomycota; Eurotiomycetes; Onygenales; Ajellomycetaceae. The transcript has 2 exons. Gene Ontology annotation, cellular component: nucleus.